GCGGAGUUCUUAAAAAUGGAAUUACCCAAACGCCACUAAUACCCCUAUGGCUUCAUUGCAACACGGUCAAAUGACCACAGUCUGACAGCUUCCCAAAAUCUUCCUGCCUGUCUGUCUGCUAUAACUAUGGCUCAGUUCUUCCAUAUUUAUCCAUCUGCCGUGAACAAACAAUAACAUAUUUUCUGCAUUUCUUCGGACUGGAACAUGCAUAUAUACCUUGAACAAAAAUGUCAAUAUAGAACUCCAAGAACAACUCGAAAACCAGGUUUCAAGGAGCUCCGUGCCACGUUUCAAGAUUCUGAAAUCAAGCCAAGUAUUGCCUAACCCCAUUGACUGGAAAAGGGAGCUGGCAUACAGUCAGUCACUUCCGUGCAAGACUCGUAGGAUGCCGUGGGAGUGGAUGUGAGAGGGCGAAAAGUAACUUUGGCUCAGCGGUCUUGAUUCAUACAGGUGUGUACGGGGACUAUCGAGGAACCGCGGGUGGCGCGGAUCAGCUACAGGAGUAACCACGCCGCCGCUGGCGGUGUGAUCAGCCAGGGCAGCGGUUCCCGUUGUCAGCUGCAUCAGAUAUCCCGAAAGGGGAAGACCGAGUCACUUACCCGUGGGACGAUGCCUCAUCUAUGGCUGCCCGUGGUCGCGGCACUGCUGUCCGCGAACUUUAGCUUCUCGGCCGUUCUUCUGGAGAAGAUCGACUAUAACCAGAACUCCCAGUUCAUCUGUACCCAGGGCAUAUCAGACUGCAGGAUCCGGGAUGAGUUCCUAAGGAGGCCAGUGUGGGGUCCAGUGAACGUUAGUAAUAUGGAGCUUAAGCCACUGCUGUGCUGCACAGAACAGAGGAACUGCAGACCAUGUCUGGAGAUAAAAAUCCAGCUUAUUGUAGCAGGUAAGAUAUAUGAGGACCCGGAACAGUCUGCUGAGGAUGAGGAUGAUGUUUACAAAAGCCUGGAGAGUGAAGAAGCAGCGGCCUCGCUAAGCUUAUGCUACAACGCUCCACCUCUGCUUUCAUUCUGCAAGAGACUGGAGUUCAAUCUGCUCCCUGCUGUUUUGGAGGAGAAUGAUACGCCUGAAGUCUGGCUCUCCGUAGUGAUCUCUGAGAAGGUGUAUUUCGACAGCCAAGUAAUGGUGCAGGUGUAUCCCUCUACCUUACAGCGAAUCAUCACGUUCCCUUCCAUACAAGACGUCUGUUCUUCAGCCCUGCACAGAGAUGUGGAAGGAUGUGAUGUUCCCACAAUAAGGACUGAAAUUGAUUGGAAGAAGGCGGUGGUGACCCUGCAGCUGGAUGAUGAUGGUGCGGAGCAUAUCCGCUCCGCAAAGCUGUACAUGUCGUAUGGAGACCAGGGUGAACGGCCAUACAGGCAAUGGCAACAGAAUCACACAGAGAAGAUUACUAUUCCCCUGAUCUCAGUUGCCCCCUGCCUGUGCUUCAAGGUAUGGUGGACUGGCAGCAUUCACCCACUGCGUGCAAAAAGCUGUCCCUUUGUGAACCAAACAGAGUUAAUUAAAAACGUCUUGAACAAUGUCACCGUGUCUGUGGACCCGGUUCCAACAAACAACAAUGAAACUGCACUGUCCUGGACACUGAGCGCCCCCUGCAGGGUCGAUGCUGAACUGUGGCUCUGUCAGAUGCCUGAAGGAGGAAUAGGCCACUGUGGAGAAGUGCAGGGCUCACGAAAGCGGCUGCAUGUCGAGAAGCGAACCACUGGGAAGUUUAGUAAUAUCAUACCCCAUCCUUACCUAUGUGUUCAGGUAAAAGUCCUAGGGAAGGAUGGAGUGCUGGACACCAUUUGCCCCUUUGCCAACUCCCGGAGACGCUGGACCCUGGCUGUGCUCCUCGCCGUUCUCGUGGUCUGCCUGGGCAUGUUUGGACUCUACCUGCUUCAGGGCACCCUCAAACGUUGGGCUUGGAGGUGGUUCAAAGGCAGUGAUGUGAGAGGUGCCCUUGAUGGUGGGAAAGUGGUCUUACUCUGCCCCCCCGACCCAGAUCCAACCCUCCCAGCGCUGAUGUGCCGGCUGGGCUCGACCCUAUCGGCGCUGGGUUUCUCCGUGUCUCUGGACUUGUGGUGCAGCGCUGAGCUAAGUGCACUUGGCCCCGUGCCCUGGCUGCACUCGCGGCUUGACUGGCUACAGCGCCACGGCAGUGGAAAAGUCGUCCUGGUGAUCACCAGUGCCGCCUGGAGGCAAGCCCAAGAGUGGGCACGCAGUGGGCAAAAAGCAGGUUGUCCUGACUCAACAGCACCCCCAUGUGGCCUUCCUGCACGUGCUGACGUCUUCAGCGCCUCCCUCAGCUGCAUCCUGGCCGACUGUCUGCAGGGCCGGGCGGGCGAGCGCUUUGUCUUAGCGCACUUUGAAUCCCUGCCCCCACUGCCCCUAGGUGCCAGUCACUGCUUACCCGAGCUGUUCCAGGGCAUCCCACUUUACAGCCUGCCCUCUCAAAGCCUAGCCUUUCUCACUGAACUCAUGGGGGAUUGCGGGAAACAGAGCAGGAGGCGUCGAGCAUGCCGGUUGAGGGCGGGCUCCCGUGCCCUGGCCCUGGGACUUGGUAGGCCGGGAGACCUCUGGGAGGAGAUUCCAUUGAAUCCCUGCCGAAUGCCCCACUGGGUAUGAAAGACCGGAGGGAGGAACUUAAGGUGAUAUGGGUCUCCCAUGGGGGUAAGGGAGAUUCAGAGAACCUGGCACUGAAAAGCACUUUUUUUGCUCCUAGAAUCCUCUUAUAUGUAGAAUUUAUGGAGUUUUUAAACAUACCCUGGACAAAAAUGAAGGAGAAAAACCCAUGAUGUGAUAAGACGUCAUUCACAUGGACAUCCAUUCAUCUUCUUACACCUGCUUAUCCCUAGCUAGUUCUGCGGAGGGAAUGGGGCCUGGAGCCCGUCCCAAGUAGUAUAGGACACAUGCGGGGGUCCACCCUGGACAGGAUGCCAGCUUUACACACUAUGGGCAAUUCAGAAAUGCCAAUUACCAUAAGUGUUUGUCUUUGGACUGUGGGAAGAAAUCUGAUUACUGGAAGGCCACCUGCACAAUGCGGAGGAACAUGCAAACUCCCCCACAAACAGAGUCCUGCUACCUGCUGAGCCACUAUGCCAUCCAGGCUCAGGACAAUGUUGCUGAUAUUGCAGUGAAUAUGACAAGCUGGCCAGAUAAUUUAGUUAAGCUUUUAAGAUCUGAAAUGUGCUUUUUGGCAUUUGUACUGUCAGGUGUAUUUUGAAGGACAGAUAGAAACUCGUUUUCUAAUUUGCUUAGUGAAUGUACAUGUCACAGUGAUGGUACACACUAUUUAAGAAUAGAUGGUUGAAGAUUUGAAUCUUAGUACAUUUUAAUCCAUUACUUUACUAUGCCUUCAAUGUCAAUUAAAACUGGUUGAGAUAAAAUUCUCACUAAAUACACAUCUGAUGGUAACUAAACUACUAUGUAUAACACUGCUUGUCUUAAAGCUAUCCUUAUGAUGAAUUAAGCAAGUACAACUGUGUUGUCUGCAUUGUCUGCAAAGACUUAAAUAAAUAUAUAUUUUUUUAAAUGUG
Paramormyrops kingsleyae is the source of this 3515-nucleotide messenger RNA. Its product is annotated as interleukin-17 receptor C-like. The record is from RefSeq and is a predicted model, not a curated record. Gene Ontology annotation, molecular function: interleukin-17 receptor activity. NCBI's taxonomy places the organism in Eukaryota, Metazoa, Chordata, Actinopteri, Osteoglossiformes, Mormyridae.